This is a messenger RNA of Egretta garzetta (little egret), 1189 nucleotides long. It is a transcript of the gene TMEM250, whose product is annotated as transmembrane protein 250. Bases 738 to 1157 code for a protein of 139 amino acids. The transcript is spliced from 3 exons. The record is from RefSeq and is a predicted model, not a curated record. NCBI's taxonomy places the organism in Eukaryota, Metazoa, Chordata, Aves, Pelecaniformes, Ardeidae.
GCUUUCGACCUCGCAGGCCCCGGGGAAGUCCUGGCCGAGCUUCCUGCCUUCAGUUCCCUUCCCAUGUCGGUCAGGUUUAAUUUGGGACCUGGUAGGAUGUAGGAGGAGUUCGAAUUUCCCCUCCUUCCGGUACUCCCGGCUUUCAUUUAUCAGCACUAACCUUUAUUUGUCAUUGUCCCUAACCUUGUUUGACUCCUUCUGGAACACUUUGGUCCUGCUGGUCCUGACUGAUGGCCCUGUCAUCUGUGAACCUUGCAGUCUUUCUGUCAUCCCUCCUCCUCCUCCUCCACGAGUUAUGAGUACCCUGAGCAACAGCAGACCUUGCCUGGAAUGUGUGAUAGAUGAAGAGAAGCAGCGCGGUAUUUUGGUAGCUUUCUCAUCACACACUCCAUUUUUAAAGGAGAGGGAGUGAAAACUCACCAAGAUCAACUCAUAUGUAGAAUGUUGUGAGUCUGUGAAGCACCUUAGCAGUUUCUUUCACUCUUCCUAGAAGGCCAGGUGUCACAGGAAAACUUCACUUUUUUGUUACAAGAAUUAAGUGGCAUCCAGAAACGGCAGCGGAUUACCGACCUUCUGCUGAGUGGAUGGCAGCACCAUUAAAAAUGUCUCUUCCUUCCUGGAAAUUCAGCAAAGAAUUAGCGUGCCCGGGCUGUUGGAUCUCUUCCGUGUUAAUGGAUAAUAUUUGAUAUGUGCCCUGUAAAUCCUGCCCUGGGACUCUCUGACCGGUGGGGUGCCUGAUGCCUGUAAUCCCCAUUCCCCGCCGGGUCCGUUCGUUCCACGGCCCCCACACGACCUGCCUGCAUUCGGCCUGUGGCCCGGUAAGGACCACUCACUUGGUGCGCACCAAGUACAACAAUUUCGACAUCUAUCUCAAAUCCCGAUGGAUGUACGGAUUCAUCCGUUUCCUGCUGUACUUCAGCUGCAGCCUGUUUACCUCCAUCCUCUGGGUGGCACUCUCUAUCUUGUUUUGCCUUCAGUACCUUGGCAUCCGGAUCUUUCUGCGUUUCCAGUACAAACUCUCCAUCAUCCUCCUCUUACUGGGGCGAAGGCGGGUAGACUUCAGCCUCAUGAAUGAACUGCUCAUCUAUGGAAUUCAUGUGACCAUGCUGCUAGUAGGGGGGCUGGGAUGGUGUUUCAUGGUAUUUGUGGAUAUGUAAAUAAAACAAGCGCAUGUGGGCCGAGAAGGUGA